Messenger RNA from Protopterus annectens (West African lungfish), 4490 nucleotides. RefSeq names its product collagen alpha-1(VII) chain-like. The annotation marks the transcript as partial. NCBI's taxonomy places the organism in Eukaryota, Metazoa, Chordata, Ceratodontiformes, Protopteridae. Gene Ontology annotation, molecular function: protein binding. The transcript is spliced from 32 exons. The record is from RefSeq and is a predicted model, not a curated record.
UCUACCAGCGGGAUGCGGCAAGUAACGCUCUUGCUCCAAUCUCCCCCCAAAUAUCUGUGCAAGGAGCGUGCAAAGAAAAAGUUCAUGCCUUCACUGAAUGUACAAGUCAGGCAAAACUGCAGUAAACAGUCUAAGGAAGAACGCACUUUAUGCUGAAAAACUGGAACAAAUGUCAGCUUUUUUCAUAGCUUGGUGAUAUUCACAGCAUUUCUGAAUAGCUCCAUUUUUUGCUUCAGUGGUUUCACAGGACUGGUAGUUUUAACACAACUGGAAGUAACUUUUGAAAUAACUGAAUUUAUCUAACCCGCUCGAUAUUUUUUUCUGGAUUAUGCGUGCAACAUCUAACAGGUGCCAAAGAUGAGAGAGUGGCUCAGAGUGUGGGCAGUCCUACAGACUGUAGCUAUAUUACCUGGAAAAGUCAGUACUCAGCAGCAAGGGAGAUGCCAGAAUGUCUAUACUGCAGAUAUUGUCUUCUUGGUUGAUGGUUCAUCCAGCAUUGGCCGACCUAAUUUCCAACAAAUCAGAAUGUUCAUGGAAGGAAUUCUUAACAUAUUUAUAAAUGCUGUCAAAGAAGAUGGUGUCCGGUUUGGAGUUGUGCAGUAUAGUGAUGACCCCAGAGUGGAGUUUUCUUUUCUUGACCACAAAAAUGGAACCGAGGUGAAAAAAGCUAUUCAGAGCUUGAGCUACAAAGGAGGAAAUACAAGAACAGGAACAGGGCUAAAAUAUUUAGCUGACCAUUUUUUUGGGACAAGUGCAAUUCGGGCUAACAUUCCAAAAGUUGUCAUUUUGAUAACAGAUGGAAAAUCUCAGGAUUCCAUUACCAACCCUUCAAUAAAACUUAAAAGCCAGGAUGUCAAAGUUUUUGCAGUGGGUAUCAAGAAUGCAGAUCGACAAGAACUUGAACAAGUGUCAUCCAAACCAACGGAGCAGUUUUUGUUUUAUGUCACUAAUUUUAAAAUCCUACAGACUCUAUUACCACUAGUGACACGCAGGGUGUGUGAAAGUGUUGGAGGAGUUCUACAGACUGAUGCAACCGAGACCUACACAGGGCCAUCCAAUCUGGUGUUUGUUGAGGAAACUUCAGAGUCUCUCAGAGUUCGUUGGACUGCUGCUGGGGGCCCUGUCACUGGGUACAGAGUACAGUAUGUCCCUCUCACUGAACUUGGGCAGCAAAUCACAAGUCAAUUACGUGAGAUCGAUGUUCGGGCCAGUGAUACAAUAACAGUUCUCAGUGAGCUAAGAGCAGCAAGAGACUACCAGGUGACGGUAAUUGCUCAGUAUGCAAACAGCAUUGGAGAGUCAGUUACAGGAAAAGGACGCACAAGGUCAUCAGAGAUUAUACCUGGCUUAAGGAUUAUCGAUUCUGGGCCAUUCAGUCUCAGUCUGUCCUGGGGAGCUCCUGCCAUACCCUUACAAGGAUAUAGGAUCACCUACACAGCCAGAGGAGACUCACAAGGAGAGAAAACCUUGUCAGCUGCUAGUACUUCUGCGACACUGAAUGGGCUUGUUCCAAAUACAGAGUACACCAUCACACUCUAUCCCAUCUUUCCAGGGAGUACAGCUGAAGCAUCUUCUAUCGUCACUGGCAAAACCUUGCAGUUGGAAGGAGUGCAACAACUGGACAUACGGAAUAUUUCCUCUCAAAGUAUGCAGGUGUUCUGGCGGGGAGUAAGUGGAGUUACAGGGUACCGUGUCAGCUGGAGACCUGUCUCAGGACGUGAUACUGUGAAAGUGGAUAUCGCAGCAAACAGAGACUCUUACCUCAUUCAGAAUCUGCUCCCAAACACUGAUUAUGUGGUAACAGUAAAUGCACUGUAUGGCUUAACUGAAGGAACACCUGUGACCACCAGAGUGAAAACAGGAGAAGUUCAAACACUCAGGGCGUUUGCUGUUGAUACCAACUCUAUCAAGCUGAUCUGGAAUGUCAUUCGUGAGGCCAGAGGGUACAGAUUAGAGUGGAGAAGAGCUGAAGGUGAUGAAAGACCACAGACAGUCUCCUUUCCUACCAGCACCAACAGCUAUGAGAUUACUGCCCUGGAUGCAGGGACAGAGUACUUCAUCACACUGUACACGCUGUAUGAAGGUAGAGAGGUAGCAACACCUGCAUCCACUAUUCUAACAGAUGGACCAGUAGGUAUUAUCACCAACCUCAAAGUGUUAGACGUUGCCAGUAACAGAAUACGACUAGGAUGGACUGGAGUCCCAGGAGCAACAUCAUAUCGCAUUGUUAUCAGAAACUCUGAGGAUGAUUCUGAAGUAACAGAACUCAUACCAGGUGACCGGAAUACCUUUGAUGUUGAAAAUUUAAAAGAAGGCAUUGUCUAUAACAUCAGAAUCUCAGCUUUGAUUGAUGGCAGAGAAGGCAGCCCUGUACCCAUUACUAUCAGAACAGCAAAAACUGUUACAAUAGACACUGUUAGUGACAUCCGAGUACUGGAUGUAAGAGGUGGUCGGAUCCAGUUGACAUGGACUGGAGUCCCUGGAGCAACACAAUACAAAUUUGUCAUCAGAAGUACUGAAGAUGGCACAGAGUUCGUCAGAUUUGUACCUGGAGACCAGAAUACAUUUGAGAUUCAUGACUUGAAAGAGGGCAUCACUUACAUCAUUAGAGUCUCAACCCUAAUUGGAACCAGAGAGGGAAACCCCAUCACAAUCAGUGUCAGAACUGAAGAAGCCACCGAAACCCCUGUGCCUGGAGUGACUAAUCUGAAAGUGACUGACUCAGGGAUAAGUUAUAUUCGCAUUGCUUGGGACAGGGUUGCCCGAGCAACAGAAUAUAAGAUCACAUGGCACCAAGCAGAUGGUAGAGAAUUCUCCAGGACUGUGGCUGGUGAUGUUUUUUCAUACAACAUUGAAGGCCUACAACAAAAUUCUGCCUACACAGUCGGUGUCACUGCCCGUGUUGGAAGCAGAGAAGGAAUCCCUGCUACAAUUAUUGCAAGAACUGAGGAAGCUGCUGUACCUGGUGUGACUAACCUGCGAGUAACUGAAUCAGGAAUAAAUAAUAUUCGCAUUGCAUGGAGCAGGGUUGCACGAGCAACGGGGUAUAAGAUCACAUGGCGUCAUCUAGGUAGAGAAUUCUCCAGGAUUGUGGCCAGUGAUGUUUUUGCAUACAACAUUGAAGGCCUACAAGAAAAUUCUGCAUACACAGUCGGUGUCACUGCCCGUGUUGGGAGCAGAGAAGGAAUCCCUGCCACAAUCAUUGCAAGAACUGGUCUCCAAGUUGGAACUGUUACCGAUCUGCAGGAGAUUGAGUCUGAAAGUAGACGAGUACGGAUAUCGUGGGCAGAGGUUACCAGGGCAACAGGCUAUAAGAUUACAUGGCAACACAGUGAUGGUGUUGAAGACUCCAGAGUUGUUUCAAGAGACAUUACAUCCUUAGACCUUGAUGGUUUGCGGCCUGAUUCUGUUUACGUGGUCAGAGUUUCUGCAUUAGUAGGUGACAGAGAAGGAAGUCCAGCCACCAUCACUGUGAGAACUGCUGGUGUGCCAGACCAAGUGGGCACUGUCACCAGUCUACAGAUCCUGGAAUACCAAAGCAACGUUGUCAGAGUGAGGUGGGUUGGUGUGCAGGGAGCAACAGCCUACAGAAUCAUCUGGAGCCCAACUGAUGGGGGCCCAGAGAACAGCAAAGUGGUAUCUGGAGAGGUCACUUCUGUGGAUAUUGAAAGUCUGGAUCCUGAAGUGAGCUACACUGUCAAGGUCAUAGCACUGAUCGGUGAGAGAGAAGGGAACCCAGUCUCCAUUAGUGUCAAAACACCUUCGUCACGGUCAGUAAGUGAUUUCAGGGUGACUGACAGGAGAAGGAAUAGUGUCUCACUCGCAUGGAAUGCUGCUCCUGCUUCCACAGGUUAUGGUCUGUCCUGGAAACUUUCCUCAGGUGGAGAUCCACUACAGAGGAUUUCACUGUCUGGAGCAAGCAACACUUAUGUGGUCAGUGGCCUUCAGCUAGGCAAAGAAUAUACCUUUACUGUAUAUCCCAUUUAUGGAGAUGUUCCUGGAGCAGAUUCAUUCGUUUCAGCUAGAACAGUGUGUGACAGGCGUCGUCUACAUGACAUUGUGUUUCUUGUCCAUGCCACUCGGGAUAGUGCAUCCAAUGAAAAGCUAAUCAAAGAUUUCCUUUACAAUGUAAUAUCUUCAUUUGCAGACUUUGGGCCUGAUUCUACACAGGUGGGUCUGUCUAUGUACAGCUACAGAGCACAACCUUGGUUACUUCUUGGACGUUCCAGCAACAAGGAGACUGUUCUGCAAAUGAUCAGAACAAUUCCCUAUAAUGAGCCAAGUGGAAAUGCUAUAGUGCUCGCUGCACCAUUUGAUAUACUGAGAAUGAGGAAGUUGUGGAUAAUAGGGUAUCUAGGGACUCAAAAAGCAAGCCACGGGUUUUCACUCAAGAACCUAUAUGACACAGGGCUGGCACAGGAUAACUGUGAAAUUCUGGACACCCUUCAUUUUGCACUGAAUGCAGAAUGCAAUCCUGAUGCAUCAGGAAG